Messenger RNA from Pangasianodon hypophthalmus (striped catfish), 5011 nucleotides. RefSeq names its product sp2 transcription factor (gene sp2). Gene Ontology annotation, biological process: regulation of transcription by RNA polymerase II. Gene Ontology annotation, molecular function: RNA polymerase II cis-regulatory region sequence-specific DNA binding; DNA-binding transcription factor activity, RNA polymerase II-specific. The record is from RefSeq and is a predicted model, not a curated record. The transcript is spliced from 8 exons. Lineage: Eukaryota; Metazoa; Chordata; Actinopteri; Siluriformes; Pangasiidae. The coding region runs from base 1445 to 3259 and encodes 604 amino acids.
AGGAAUUAUAACAUUGGCGUUUAUGUUAUGUAUCUACUUUAAAAAAAAACAAAAAAACGUACCCUUCUUAUAUUGACCACAGUGGUGCAUUAUCCAGAUUAGCAAGAAAUGUGUAUCAGAAUGAUCUAUUACACUGCAGCUUUCUGCACACUUCCGGAAUCAGGCUGCUUUCCCGUAUCAAAGAGUUUAUCUGGCUAGUUCGGGGCUCGUUAGCAUGCUAGCUAGCAAAGCGCAGUUAGGCUCGGCAGUUUUGCCGUUAUACUCUUCAGAGUUGAGUUUCAAACGGUUUUAGUUUAAAUGCAUAUUAUUUCUGCGUCUGUUUGCUCUGCUUCUUAAAGGUAGAAGUGCAGUAAAGAAGCUCAGGAGCGAUUAAGUAGCUGAAAUUUACAGAAACCCAAACUGGAGCAGCUCAGCGGCGCUAGCUUCAUUAGCCUGGUCACUAGCUGCUAACGCGCAGUCGCUUGGUAUCUUCGUUUAGCUUACAGCCUGUUUGAGCUAGUUAGCUGAUAGCAAGAUUAGUUUUUUCUUUCUUUUUUUUUUUUUUUUCUGAGGGGGCGCUGUCAGGCCUCGCUAGUAAAUGGUGUAUGUGUUGUUUUCAUCCCUCAGAGCGAUGAGCUGUUGCUAGUGCAGAGUUUUGUUCUCGUUAAAUGUACUAUAAUAUCCAAUUAUUAUAGCUACAGAAAUCUAUAAUAUCCAAUUAUUAUAGCUAGAGAAAUGGUAGAGAGGCUGAUGGCAUGGUUACAUGUCGUCGUUAAUAAACUUUAUGUUAGUGAUGUAGAGAAUAAAACUGAAUUAACUAAGUUUCUGUAUCUGCUAGUGAGUCUGAGCUCGAGGUCGGGGGGAUGUGAGGCUUUUUCGGGAUUUGUACCUGUUUGUAAAACUCUAAAUAUUCCAUGGGAAUGAAUGAUUUUGUGCAUGCUGCUCUGUUUACAUGUAACGCCACUUCACCUACGUCCAUUUGGCUGGGAAAUUGCAUGAGAGUUUUUUUUAAAGGUGCAGUAGUCGGCUUCCGGGCCGGAAUGCUUGUUUGUGUUUGGAUGCACAAACUGUCAUUCAGGUUAUAGACACUCUCCGGGCCACCGUAGGUCCUGGGCGCGGUGCUUCGUGAAUAUGGGCGGGAAUCAUUUAAUUGUAGAUCUUUGAGACCUAAUCUUGAGAAAAAGAGAGACUAAUCUCACCUAAUGCACCUUUAAGAUAAUUUUCAGGGUUCCUCAUUUCCGGUUCUCAGGACACCUGAGUGUUAAGUACCAGGUAGAUGUUGCCUUCUCGUGCUAUCUGUAUUAUAUGAGUAAAUAGGAGUUUCUCACUAGGAAGUUGCACAUGAAUGACCCCUCAAGUCGUACUUACGACUGGGAAACUCAGAUUAUUUUGAUACCCGAGUUCCCAAGAUGGGAGGAGUCCUAAACCUUCAGCAUGGCGGAGCAGAGAACAGUGUCUGUACUUAAUGACAGAUCAAAAGGACAGUAUGGCCACCACAGUUGCUGUCAGUCCCAGUGAAUAUCUUCAGCCCUCCACCACCACCUCUCAAGAUUCCCAGCCGUCACCUUUGGCCCUCCUGGCUGCCACUUGCAGUAAGAUUGGCCCACCUGCUGCCCAAGCUCCAGCCAGCGCUCCACCAGCCCAGCCAACCACGCGCCGCCUUCACCCCAUCAAACCUGCUCCCAUUGCUCCGGCUCCACCCAAAAACCUUGGUUUUCUGUCAGCCAAAGGAAAUAUCAUUCAGCUCCCUGCAGGCGUAGGUUCUUCAGGAACCAGUCCCAUCCUCCUAACUAUCCAGCCCCCGACUCGCCCAGCAAGUACAAGUACUGCCAACAUUCAGUACCAGGUGGUGCCCCAGAUCCAGGGAGCUCAGACCAUUCAGAUGGUACCCCAGGGUGGACAGAUCCAGAUCAUCCCUGGGACCAACCAGGCUAUCAUCACCUCACCUGUUACAGUGCAGGCUGCUACUCCCACUCCUGCACAGAAGACAGUACCCAUCAAGCCAUCAACGCAAAAGCGGAGGCAGAACAACACUAAUGUUACACCCACCACUAACAUAGUGCGUCUGCCUAGUGGACUUGCUCUACCCCUCAAUGUUGCUACAGGUGAAGUGGGUGCAACUCAGAUUGUCACAGAGUCAGCAGCUGCCUCACCUCGAGCAGUAAAGGGAAAGAGGGGGCGGAAGAGACUGGCUGCCGCAGUUCCUCCCGCUCCUGUUCCUCCGCCUGCCUCACCGCCACCGAUUGCUGAACAGGUGGAAACAGUGCUGAUUGAAACAACAGCUGAUAACAUCAUUCAGGCAGGGAACAAUCUCCUGAUUGUGCAGAGUCCAGGAGGGAGCCAGCCUGUGGUACAGCAGGUGCAGUUGGUUCAGCAGAAAUCAGAUCAACAGGUGGUGCAGAUACCACCUCAGGCUCUAAAAGUGGUACAAGCUGCUUCUGCAACACUCCCCCCUGUGCCCCAGCGAGUGCCAGCCACCCCCAGUGUGCAGGUGGCUCCCUCAGAACCCACACAGGUACUGAUUAAAACAGCUUCAGGUGAAUGGCAGGCGGUACAACUGCAGGAGACCAUCGUAACCACUCCAACUACGCCCACCACCACUCCUAUCACGCCGGCUGUGGUGACUAAGAAAGCCCAGCCGGGGGCACGGAAAGAGAGGACCCUUGCCAAGAUCGCCCCUGCUGGUGGUGGUCUAAUAACACUUAAUGCUGCACAGCUCACUUCAGCAGCUCAAGCAGUGCAGACCAUUAAUAUCAACGGUGUUCAAGUACAAGGAGUUCCUGUCACCAUCACCAAUUCAGGGGGACAGCAGCACCUGACGGUACAGACGGUUCAGGGAGGUGGGCUUCAGCUGGGCAGCAUGCAGGCACAGGAGCAGCCGCUGAAGGUGGAGCAGACGCUUACGCUAGAGCUCCAGAGCCAACCAGGAGAGAAGAAACGGCGCAUGGCAUGUACCUGUCCCAACUGCAAAGAUUCAGAGAAAAGGCCGGGUGAGGUUGGGAAGAGGAAGCACAUCUGCCACAUAGUAGGUUGUGGGAAGACCUUCAGGAAGACGUCCCUGCUGCGAGCGCACGUGCGGCUGCAUACGGGAGAGCGGCCUUUCACCUGCAGCUGGGUCUUCUGUGGGAAGAGCUUCACACGCAGUGACGAACUGCAGAGACAUGCCAGGACACAUACAGGAGACAAGCGCUUUGAAUGCACAAAGUGUCAGAAGCGAUUCAUGCGGAGCGACCACCUCACAAAGCAUUACAAAACGCACCUGAACACAAAGAACCUGUGAACGUAGACUGGCCGAAGGUUUUAUAAACUCUUACAGAAAACCUUUCCCUGGGAAGGAGCAGGGAUUGAGUCAGGGUGUUAAUGGAGGAAAAUCCCUCCCCUCAUCCAGAUCACACACAUGGUGUGUUCUAGUCCAGGCCCUGUGGCGUAGUCGAUCCAGACGAGCCCACACUCCUCAUGUGUCUCAUUUUCAACUCAUCCCGUUUGUCAUAGGAGGGCUGGCCAUGUGUCUAACCUGGAUCCAGAAAGCGACACUGGAUGUGUAGUUUGGGAAUUCCUGUGUUCGGGGUCGGUUUCGUUCUUCCGCAGCAGGAAACAGAAAGUGUGUGUCACGUGUAUCUCAGACAUGAAUUGCAGCACCAACAUGUACUCCAGCCGAGAAGCUCUGUUUUUCUCCAUAUUAUAAAUUUUAGAGCAGUUUUAUGUGUUUUAUUUUGUUGAGCCUUUUGACUGGUGUGUAGCAGCUCAUGGACAGCUUGUAUUAUGUAAAUGUUUGCUUAUAUUCAGACAUAUAUUUGUACAUAUGAAAAUGCUUGGACUUUGCUCUAUACCCCAGCCAAUGUGGUUUUUUUUGUUGUUGUUUGUUUGUUUGUUUGUUUGUUUGUUUUUUCUCCCCAGAAUUGGAAAGUUUGAAAUGCUCUAACCCUCCUUACUUAACACUUGUAACAUUUAACAGCUGUUGUUAGAAUGAAUAUAUUUUGCUGUGACUGGACAAUCAUGUCUUGAGUGUGGAAGAUGGACACCAGUUAAGAAGUCGUGAAUUGAAAACUGCAGAAACAUAUACAGAAGAUAGCUGUAUUUAAAAGAAGAAAAAAAAUAGCUUAGUCAUGUAAUUAUUUAGAUGGUAUGUUCUGGAAAUUUUUAGAGUUGAUUAUAGAAUCUGAUAUUCAGAUGGCAAAGUGGGGAAUUAGGUAAAAAUUUGUUACCUUUGUAGAAAUAUGGAUUUAUCUUUGCAAAUGCAAAACACUAUUAGAGGGAAAUUAACUUGAUGACUUACUCAAAUACAAUUAUAAUACAGUACAACUUCAUUAGAAAGAAUUACUUUUGACAUACAGCCUUACAGAACUACCCAAGAGUUUUGGAAUUUAUUCCAGUCAGGUCUAUAUCAAUGUUUAAUGUCCAGAUUCUCAAAAGUGCUUUAAGGAGAAAAUGUUGCAGAGCUAUGUUUGUAUUUUGUCUCUGAAUACAUGCAGGUGCAUCUUAGAGACUACGAAAUGUAGGAUAUUUGUUACACAAACGGGUGUAUCGGCUGCUCUGGCCAAAUCUGAAGAAUAAGGACUGUGUAUAUUGUAAAUGAGCAAAAAGGAGACACUGUAUAGUUUCAUUCCUGUACUACACAAGCCUGUUAGAUGACCCUUUUUAUCAGUUUAAAUGUUGCCUUAGAAAGCUUCACUCCCUAUUUAAAGAGAUUUCUGUCUAAUUAAAUGGAACUGCAUUUGUAGAUUUGCUUUAUCUUUUGUCUAACUUGUAUUAUGAAAUGCCAACUUUAUGUGCACUGACCAAAUUCAGGGUUUUACUUUACUGGUUAAAUUUAGUAUUCUUUUCAUUCAGCGUUAUUGGUUGACAGAAUUGGGGAAAAAAAGACCUAUUUUUUAUCUUUCCUAGAUAAAUCCUACACCUAAAAUCUCUGUCUCUGAAAGCUAAUGAUGGGCAACUAUUUCUAUAUCUGUGGAGGUGUUUAAACAGGAGAGCUUGCUACUUUUUCUACAGUCAGUCCAUCUUUCCCAAACUGACAAUAAAGCAUUCAAAUGAC